Molecule: messenger RNA, 483 nt
Organism: Clonostachys rhizophaga
Lineage: Eukaryota; Fungi; Ascomycota; Sordariomycetes; Hypocreales; Bionectriaceae
Source: the annotation of a GenBank genome assembly
AUGCAGCUCCCUUCCAUUCUAAACCCACUUUUGGCGAUUGUUGGGCUACGCCAGGUCGACUAUGGGGCGGAGGAAACAGUCACUGUAUCAAGCGUCCGACUUCACAAGCUCGCGUCGCCAGUCGAUGUCAAGAUUCCAAGCUUUUCCUUUAAGCUGAGCGGCAAUGACGCAGACGGCCUCGAAUGCUCGGCAACCGACGUGCCCUGGCCCAAGCCAGGGUUCAAUCGGUGCGGCAAUAGCAAGUACUCGUUUGCCCUCUUGUCUGGCACUUCGAUUGGUGAUGACGAUCACGAGUUCAAUCUCAUGAUCUACCACGAUGUCGGUGACAGAAAGGCCGAUUUGCGCGGCGGUACCGGGUUGGAUCUCGACUGUCGCAGCCAGGGCGACGGACCAGCCGAUGAGAUAUGCAAGCAAGACGCCCCCGUCACGUUCAAGAUUGACGGUCCUGUGGCCAACUACAGCUGGCGCGGAGAACUUAAAUAG